CCAAAGACAAAAUAAUUUCAAGUGGAAACAUGUCUUCACUCCGUUCAGAUCCGGUUAACUGGAUCCUUCCCGAGCCGAUCGAUCACUUCGACCGUCUCCCGGACUCUCUUCUCCUCUUAGUCUUCAACAAGAUCGGCGACGUUAAAGCUCUCGGCCGAUGCUGCGUCGUUUCGCACCGUUUCCAUUCCCUCGUCCCACAAAUCGAAAACGUCGUCGUUCGUGUUGAUUGUGUCAUCUCCGACGACGAUUCUUCCCCCUCUUCCGCUUCCUACGACAAGUCAUGCUCCGCCGGUCUGAUUUCUAGCCUCUUCCGGUUCCUUUUAGAGGGCAUUGUCAAACCGUUUCAAGCUGUGGCUCAUUUUCUCGGUCCGAAACGGCCCACUAUCAGUGAAACCCUUAACACCCAUCCGUCUUCUCCUUCUUCCUUAUCUGUUGGUCCUGUUGGACCCCGUGCUGAUGUUAACAAUGGGGAAAUGGAGCAAGGUGGUGUGACACAUCAUUCUCCGACGCAAGUACUUAGAAAUUUCGACGAGAUUCGUUUUCUUCGGAUUGAAUUACCCAGCGGCGAGUUAGGGAUCGAUGGUGGGGUUCUUUUGAGAUGGAGAGCCGAUUUCGGGUCAACCCUUGAUAACUGCGUCAUCCUUGGAGCUGCUUCCGUUACUAAGAACGUGCUUUGUCAGGUACCGGGGUGUGGGAACGAUGGGUUUUGCCCCAAUAAUAACAUCGCCAACGUUGAUGAUAAUGGGAGUAUUCCCGAGUCGUUUUAUACGAACGGAGGCCUGAAAUUACGGGUUGUAUGGACGAUUAGCUCGUUGAUCGCUGCAUCGGCGAGGCAUUAUUUGCUUCAACCAAUAAUUGCAGAGCAUAAGACGCUGGAUAGCUUGGUUUUAACUGAUGCGGAUGGACAAGGGGUGCUUUGCAUGAACAGAGAUCAGCUUGAGGAGUUGAGAGUGAAGCCAUUAUCGGCUUCUUCUGCUUCGAAAAGGACUCAGGUGCCAGCACUGAAUAUGAGGCUUUGGUAUGCUCCUCACUUGGAAUUGCCUGAUGGGAUUGUUUUGAAUGGUGCUACUUUGGUUGCUAUUAGGCCAAGUGAACAGUCUGCUUCAAAGAAAGAGGUUUCUGAUGCUUCUUGGUUGUCAACUGCUUUUGAAGAGCCUUAUGGGACUGCAGCUAAGAUGCUUGUUAAGAGAAAAACUUACUGUUUGGAGAUGAACUCGUUUUGAUGUCUGCUUCCUGAUCUUUGAAGGGAGAGACAUCGAGCACAAUGGUCAAGGGGGAAGAAACGAUAGCAUGCUUUUGGAAAGUCGACGAACAAACAACAAUUUUGUUCCAUAUUGUAGCUUUAACCUCAUGCAGUGUUCUGUGAAGCUAAACCUUGCUUUUGACCGCCAUUGAAAGCAACCCAUGCAUAAUGAUAAUGGACUGCAAGUGUUUUCAGCUUUUGUUCUUCUACUGAUAGCCAAAAUGCAUCUGCUGGUUGUUUUUAAAUUUCAGGCAUAUGCUUGUAAGCGUGCACACCUGCAACAAGACCGAUGCUGUAAAGUAUUGAGUUUUUUUUCGUCCUCGACUUUUUAUCAAUAAUCCCUCUACAUAUGUGAAUAUUGUAGGUAUGAAGAUGUCAUGCUUUAUGUUACAUAUACUUGAAAGUUAAUCAAGAAUUUUAGUUUGCACCUAUCCUUGAAUGUUUAUUCGAUAAGCUUACUAUACUCCCAUCAAAGAUUCAUUGAUACUUAUUGUCUUAUCCUUGUAAAUUCGAAUUCAGAAUUCGAUGGAUAUAUCACUUGUUAAGAAUGAUUGUAUGAGUCAACUUUGUUAAGCGCAAAUUCGGGUUCUUAUUAUUGUUUUUAUAAA
This is a messenger RNA of Hibiscus syriacus, 1851 nucleotides long. Its product is annotated as F-box protein At5g46170-like. The record is from RefSeq and is a predicted model, not a curated record. The coding region runs from base 30 to 1223 and encodes 397 amino acids. The transcript has 2 exons. Gene Ontology annotation, molecular function: protein binding. NCBI's taxonomy places the organism in Eukaryota, Viridiplantae, Streptophyta, Magnoliopsida, Malvales, Malvaceae.